Cavenderia fasciculata is the source of this 1146-nucleotide messenger RNA. RefSeq lists its product as uncharacterized. The transcript is spliced from 3 exons. The record is from RefSeq and is a predicted model, not a curated record. The coding region runs from base 1 to 1146 and encodes 381 amino acids. NCBI's taxonomy places the organism in Eukaryota, Evosea, Eumycetozoa, Acytosteliales, Cavenderiaceae.
AUGUCUGACCUUAAACCAACUGUAGUGAUUGAUUGUGGUUCUGGAUUGUGCAAGGCUGGUUUUACAGGUGAUGAUGCACCAAGUGCUGUGUUUUCAUCGGUGGUUGGUUGUCCCAAACAUGGUGGCUUCAUGGUCGAUAAGGGUCUAAAGGCUUACUAUGUUGGCGAUGAAGCUCUAGGGGCCUAUGGCGACAAGCUUAUCGUCAAUUACCCAAUUCAACGUGGUCUCAUCACCAACUGGGAUGAUGUGGAGAAGAUAUGGGAUUACGCAUUCAAUCAACUCAAUGCCAACCCAGAGGAACACGCCAUUUUGCUCAGUGAAGCACCACUCAAUCCAAUGGGCGACCGUGAAAAUAUGACUCAAAUCAUGUUUGAAACGUUCAGCACUCCAGCCUUUUACCUUGGCGUCCAAGCUGCCCUCUCACUCUACGCCACUGGCACCACGACUGGCAUUGUCUUGGACUGUGGUGAUGGUGUCACGCACGCUGUUCCCAUCAACCAAGGGUAUGCCAUCCAGGGGGCUGUGGUCAGUCGCAAUAUAGGUGGUCGCGAUAUCACAGACUACAUGCUCAAGAAUCUCGUCAAGCGUGGCAACACAACAGCCACAAUGGAAAUCUCCCGUGACACCAAGGAGAAACUCUGCCAUAUUGCUCUCGACUAUCAUUCGGAAAUGCAAGCAGAUGCCUCUUCAACACAAUUUGAAAAGCAAUAUGAAUUACCAGACGGUCAAGUCAUUGCCAUUGGCAAUGAACGGUUCCGUUGUCCAGAGGCUCUCUUCCGACCAUCUCUUGUCGGUAUGCAAUUUGAUGGUAUCCACCAAGCCACCAACCAGGCCAUCACAAACUGUGAAUUUGUUGAUGUUCGUCAGAAGCUCUAUGCAAACGUGGUCCUUGCUGGCGGUUCCACAAUGUUUUCGGGAAUGGCCGAACGAAUGGAAAAGGAACUCUGUGCUCUUGCUCCAUCCAGGGUCAACAUUAUUGCACCGCCAGAGCGUCAAUAUUCUGCCUGGACGGGUGGUUCCUCGCUUGCUUCCCUCUCCACCUUUCAAGACAUGUGGAUCUCCAAGGAGGAGUAUCAAGAAACAGGACCUUUUAUUGUCCAUUCAAAGUACAAUUUACAAAUUGAUUGGAUUGGUCAGUUCAAUUAA